AGCAAGUUUAUUCCGCUCGGCAUCUCAGCUUACUACAGCAAAGGGCGAGUGUUACUGUAUGUGGUGAACUCGCAUCCUGCAAGACAGUGCGUUGAGAUAUUCACCUAUCAUAAGGACAAGAAUGUUUUGUUCUACAGAAAGUCUGAAGAGGUCGAGGCUGACAUGGGUGUCAAACAAUAUUCUGGUAGGAUAAAGCAUCAUUCUAUCCAAAAAAUACGCUUAGUUGAAGUUCACGCACCACUCGCUGAUUGCAGCUUAUACGAUGUUGUGGUUGUUGGAGCGGAUCGCUUUUUCGUCAGUAAUCUGGCCUACAUGGGGAAAGGCAAACUGCAAACGGCUGAGCUCCUCAUGCAGAGCAGUUUUGGCGCACUUUACUUCUUUGAUGGUCGAAAAGUCACACUUCACGAAUCGGGUCUUUCGUCACCUUCAGCUCUAGCUAUCGAUCGACAGAGAAAACUGAUUUUUGUUGGUUCACUAAUGAAUGAGGUACGACUUUCAAUAUAUAAAAACUGUUCUGCAGUGUUACAUAGUGCUACACUGCAGAACAACCUAGAUGCUGCUGUGCUUUGG
This is a messenger RNA of Cylicostephanus goldi, 570 nucleotides long. NCBI's taxonomy places the organism in Eukaryota, Metazoa, Nematoda, Chromadorea, Rhabditida, Strongylidae. The record is from the annotation of a GenBank genome assembly.